UUGUCUUUGUGGUGUACUGGGACACGCCUUAACCGGAUAUUUCAGCUUUUGUAUUUCCAUCAAGGUUCGAAUCCUUUUGGGUGUAAACAAUUAUUUCUUUGAUGAAAAACACUUUUUUAACUAAAAAUAAUUAUUUAGGAAAUAUUUUUAGCUUUAAAAAUUUUUUCUAGAAAUUUUUUUAGAAAAAAUAAAUUUUUUAUAUGAAUGUCAAGAAUAAAAAAAAUAUUAUUGAAUGCCCUUGCUGUUUAUUUGAAUUUGAUCAACUUCACUGGCUAAUUUCUCAUUUGAGGGAAAUUAAGAAUGGGUGUUUUGGUGCUGAUUUGGAAUUAAAUGAUUCUGAAUUAUUUGGAUGUAAAUUUUGUCUAAUACCUUUACAAACAGCAAAUGAAUUGGCUAAUCAUUUGGAAAUUUGUCUGGCUGCUAAUAAUUUAAAGAAGGAAGAGCCAAUUUGUUUAAAUGAGGAUCAAAUUAAUUUUAAUUUUGAAAAUAAAAAUAAUUGCAAUAAUUUAAUUAAACAAUGCAAAUAUUGUACAAAAUCGUUUAAAAGAAAUACGGAUUUACAAAGACAUUUACUUACACAUACAGGAGAACGUCCCUUUACUUGUUCAAAAUGUUAUUUCUCCUUUCGAACAAAACAAACAUUGGAAACACAUUCAAAAACCCAUUUAAACUUUACCAAGGAACAAUACCAAUGCUCUUUUUGUCAAAAAUAUUUUCUUUCACGUUCUUCGUUAAAAUUACAUUUGAGAAUUCAUACUGGUGAAGCUCCUUUUAAAUGUCAAAAUGUUGAGUGUUGUUUAAUGUUUAGAACAAAAAAAUUGAUGAAUACCCACUAUAAAAAUGUACAUUGUCAACAAAUAAUGCAAGAAGAUGGUCACCUCAUUCAAGAACCUAUAAAUAAUACAAAAUUUCAACAAAAACUAAUAAAUUCAUUUGACAAUCACUCUUUAGCUUUAAAUGGAUUAUUAGAAUUAAAUACAAAAAUUGGGCAGAAAAAGUGUAAAAAAUCUCUAAAUUUAUCAGAAAAUUCAGCUUUUGUUCAUUUUGGGGAGAAUAGUAAGAGGUUUGAAGUUGGAAGGAGGAGAAGGAGUGAAGAAUUACAACAACAACAACACUGCAAUAGUAUUCCUUUUGAUAUGAGGACUGAACAACAAUUAUUUGAACAACAGGUUUUUUUAUUAAACUUUAACCACAAAGUUGUCAUCUCCUGGGUAGGGCUUAGGGGGGUUACUGCCGUUACCCUUUCAGAUGCAUUACAAUUUAUAACCCUUUACAAGAGGGGAUUUUGA
Molecule: messenger RNA, 1289 nt
Organism: Meloidogyne enterolobii
Lineage: Eukaryota; Metazoa; Nematoda; Chromadorea; Rhabditida; Meloidogynidae
Source: the annotation of a GenBank genome assembly